UGAGCGCAGGUUGUUUUGCUGCAGAUUUUCCGCGAUUUUCCCUCAAGUGACCGUGUUUUUCCCACUGAAAUGUGCUCAAGCGAGUGAAGGACAAUGCGUGGGACACGAGUGCAGUGCAAAUUGAGGUGUGAUACCGUGAUUUUGGCCACCAUCCUCACCUUAAGCGGCCUGUUUACAAAAUGCCAUGGCAGCCAAGCUCUGGAAUUCACACUGGAGCCAGUGGAUGUCGCCGUCCAAGAAGGAAAUUCCGUUUUAUUGCAAUGCAGCGGACGAAUGGAUCCGGCAGCGCUGAAGGAUGGGAAAACAGCUCCAAAUAUUCGAUGGAGAGGUCCGGACGGGCAAGAAAUUGGAAUUGUUGGUGACACAUUUAGGACACAAUUGCAGAAUGGGUCGCUGUACAUUAGCUCGAUAGAGGAGAACCGAGGACUCACGGGGACGUAUCAAUGCCUAUUGACGGCAGACGGGAUUGGGACAAUAGUCAGCCGCCCGGCGACCGUUUCCAUUGCCACGCUGCCCGAGUUGAAUCAGGAAUUCAACGAGAUCUACUUGUUUCCCGGACAAACGGCCUAUUUUCGGUGUCUCACGACCAAAUUGCCGGCGAAUGUGGCGUACAGCGUGGAGUGGAUAAAGGACGAUGUUCCGCUGCUGGUGGAUGAGUCUCGGAUGCUGAUCCUGCAGUCGGGCGCGCUGGAGAUUGAUGAGCUGUCGGCCUCGGACAGGGGCACGUAUCAGUGCAAUGUCACUGCCGGUGGGGCUUCGAAGCUGAGCAGCAAAUCGAAUUUGAAUAUCAAAUCCACUGCCGGCGUGCCGGAGAGUUUCGCCUCGCCGUCCUUUGUCGUUGUACCGGCGCCGCAGACGGUCAGGGAGGGUGAGACGGUGACGCUGGAGUGCGUGGCCAAUGGGAACCCCAAGCCAGUCAUCAGGUGGCUGAAGAAUGGCGGAGAUAUUGACAUGAACGACUUGGAUUCGCGAUUCCGCAUUGUCGGCACGGGUUCACUGCAAAUCCUCUCGGCGGAGGACCAUGAUUCUGGCGAUUACCAGUGUCGAGCAAUCAACAGUGUGGAUUCUCUGGAUGCGAGUGCUUCUGUGCUGGUUCAAGUGCCACCCAAAUUCAUCCAGAGUCCUGAGGACAAGUCAGCGUUCAAGAAGGAGGAAUUGGAGCUCGAGUGCGCCAUUCAUGGCAAACCCACGCCGGUCGUGCAGUGGCUGAAGAAUGGGGAUCUCAUCACGCCAAAUGACUACAUGCAGAUCGUGGGCGGAAGCAAUCUGAGGAUACUGGGCUUAAUAGGGUCAGACGCUGGCAUGUUUCAGUGCAUCGGAUCAAAUCCGGCAGGAGCAAUUCAAGCGUCUGCCAGACUAGAAAUUAUUCAACCAGAUGGUCGUAAGCGAGAUAAAGGAGCGGGAAAACCACUUCCGCUGAUGCCAAAAUCAGCAUCGGCGAGUCGAGAGAAGAUGCUGAACAAUCGCCUGCUGUCCAAAAGUGCCUUCGAUAGUCUCCUGAAUGCGCCGAAGAGGAGAAACACAAGUGAUGACGAUGACCUGACUUUGGGUGAUUACAAUGAUGACGAUGCAGGAAGUGAGGAGGAGGACGAAGACUAUGACGAUGAGGAGGAUGAGGGAACGAUUCAUCCUUAUGGGCCUAAUGUUGAUCCCAAGAAGCUCUUUAACUCGCUCAUGAGAGCCAAAGAUGACUCAGAGAGUGAGGAUGUGGAGCACUUUUCUAAUCCCUAUUUUCCUCCUGUCACACGCAAACGCAUAGACGCGAACUUCGAGGGCUCGUCGCCAUUGCCAGGACCGCCGCGUGACUUGGAGGCGCAAAUUGUGAAGCCGCGCUUCAUCUCGCUGAGCUGGUUGGAGCCGCUGAAGAAUCCGGACGAGGUGAUAACGUACACGGUGUUCUACAAGAUGACAACGAGUGAUAGAGAGCGGAAAAUCACAACGAAAUCGCGUGAUGAACAACAAGUGAACAUCCAAUCGCUGCUGCCCGGGAAAACUUAUCAGUUUCGUGUCGUGGGAAAUAGUGUUCAUGGCUCGGGUGAGACUUCAGCUAUACUGGAGGAGAGCACUCAGCCUGAGGAGAACAUUUCUGGGCCGCCGAGGAGUGUGAUGGGAAUACCAAUUAGUCAUCGGGAGGUUCAUGUUAAGUGGGAGCCGCCGCUUGUGACGAAUGGCCUUAUCUCCAAGUACAGAGUGUACUAUUUUGAGAUUGAGGAUGGUGCUGAGAUGUACAUGGACAGCACGACGCUCGAGGCGACACUGACGGAAUUGCGUCCAUUCACGGAAUACACAAUUUCAGUUGUGCCGUUCAAUCAGAAUGGCAUGGGAGAUCCGUCCAAUGAGAUAAAGGUGAAAACAUACUCUUCAACACCUUCUGAACCGCCUCACAAUGUUUCCCUCGAAGCCACAAGUUCAACGUCCGUGACUAUCAGUUGGGAACCGCCACCGGAGGAUAAGAGAAAUGGCCAGAUUACAGGAUACAAGAUCAGGUACAGGAAGAUGAAGAAGCUCCAAGUGGAAACGACGCCGGGAAAUGUGAGGCACUACGAGCUGAAGAAUCUGGAGAGGCAUUCGGCGUAUCAGGUGAAGAUUUCCGCGAUGACUGUCAAUGGCUCGGGUCCGUUCACUGAGUGGAUGCACGUGCAGACGUUUGAGAAUGAUCUGGAUGAGACACAGACACCAAAACAGCCGGAUUUCAUAAGGACGCGUCCGAGUGCCGAGAGCAUCAUUAUAACGUGGGGUCCGCCGAGGGACACAAAUAUAAAGCUGCGCGGCUUCACGCUGGGAUGGGGCAAGGGGCUUCCGGAUGUGGAGAUGAAGGAGCUGGACUCAAUAGCGCGGUAUUACGAAAUCAAGGGAUUGGAGCCGAACAGCGAGUAUGUGAUUUCGCUGAAGGCGAGGAACCUUGUGGGCGACGGGCCGCCGAUUUAUGACUACGUGAGGACACGAGAGGAGGCUCUGGUGGAGCCGCCGGCGCCGCUGGAAGUGCCCGUGGGUCUGCGGGCCAUCACGAUGAGCUCCAACUCGAUUGUGGUAUACUGGACGGACACGACGCUGAGCAAGAGUCAACAGGUGACGGACAACAGGCACUAUCUCGUGCGGUACAAUCCUGUGGCCACGACGCGCUUCAAGUAUCACAACACAACGUCGCUGAAUUGCAUGAUUGGUGAUCUGAAGUCUAACAUGCAGUACGAAUUCACCGUGAAGGUGGCGAAGGGAAGACGCCAAUCCGCCUGGUCGAUGUCUGUCUUCAACACGACACUGCAGCAGAAUCCAAUUCCGCCGCCGAGAGAUCUGGCAGUUCGCAUCGACGAUCACAAUCCACAGAAUGUCAUCCUACACUGGCAGAUAUCCAGUCAGUUCGUUGACCAAGUGACUGGAUUCCUGGUCUAUUACACCACUGACACAUCGAAGAGGGACAGAGAUUGGGCAGUGGAGGCGAUUGUGGGCAAUUCGCAAACAAUGGCAGUGAUUAAAAACCUCAUGCCCUACACAACGUAUUACUUCAAGGUGCAGACGAGGAACAUCAAGGGAUACGGACCCUUCUCAACGAUGGUUUCCCACACAACUGGCAAAGAAGUUCUCACGCGAGAGCAACCUUCCACUUUGGGUGGUUUCUCCAACACUUCCGUGCUGUACCUGAUAAUCGGCGUCGCUCUGCUUCUGGUGCUCAUUGGUGUGAUUAUCGUGGCGAUUGUGUGUCGCCGGAAGACGCCAUCGACGCCGGAUCACGCGAAGAAGAGCUACCACAAGAACAAUGCCGGAAUCAUAAAGCCGCCCGACUUGUGGAUUCAUCACGAUCAGAUGGAGCUGAAGAACAUCGAGAAGAACAAUCAGCAGCCGCCGCAGACACAAAUCAGCGACGGGGCGUCGAGUAGUGGCGCAAUGACACUGCCGAGAUCCGUGAUUCACGAUUAUGACAGCGAGACGCCCAUUUCGCACGUAACCAACUCGCUGGACAAACGGAGUUACGUUCCGGGUUACAUAACCACGCCGAUGAGCAGUUCGAUGGAGAGGCCGCAGUUCCCGCGCACGCAGUACAGCAUGUCCAGCCAGGGCCACAUGUCAGUGGGACAGACGCCAGUGGCACAGACGCCCGAGAAUCCCUACGCUUACGAGACGAUGCCUUCGAAUUACAGCAAUCCAUCGAUUACUUACGCGCCUGGAAUAGCCGUUGACUCGGCGCCUAAGCGAGGCAAAGGGCAUCCGCUGAAGAGUUUCAGCGGUCCACCGAACACAGGAGUACCAAUCAUACCAGUUCCCGCCGUGACGAUUCGUCCGCAGAACGCGUCGCCCUUCAAGAAGCCCAGCCUGGCCACGAAUCCGAUGGCGAAUCGCCUGCAGAACGGCUCCGGCGUCGUGGCGCACUCGGCUGACGAGGUGCAGCGACUGGCGCCCAGCACGUCCACGGAGGAGCUGAAUCAGGAGAUGGCGAACCUCGAGGGACUCAUGAAGGACUUGAGUGCAAUCACGGCCAACGAGUUCGAGUGUUAGGCUGCAGAAGAAGUGGGAAUUUGUGGGAUCAACACUGCCGAUUGAAAUCUCAAGAGUAGAAGAGAGUGAGAGAGAGAGAGAGAGAGCUUGAUGGCUACAAAAGACUGGCGAGAAGUGUGACAGUGUGUUUAGAGAGUGUGAACUUGUUUAAUUUGUCUUUCUUCACUGAGUUCUUGAUUUGACAUCAAUGCUGGGAGUUUGAUUGCCCGAAUUGGUAAUUUUGUGAUAGUGCAAAUUCUCUGGUUUGGGAGAAUUUGCUUCUUAGGACCUUAUUUUAUAACGAUAGGUACAAAAUUUUUCUGCCACUAAACUCUACUUUGUAACAUGUUUUACUAGGUUUUAUUGUAGAGAAAUUGCAUCACAAUGUGAGAAGCUUUAUUUUGCCACACACUCGGAGAAAUGAUGAAAAAUUAUGAUUAGGAAAAAUGGAUUUGGAGUGUGAAAUUUGCGAGCGAGAGUUUUAUCCUUUGUCUUCUGGAAUGUAUGAUGAUUUUAUAAGUUUAAUUUAUAAUGUAGUAAUUUUAUUUGUGAUUUAAUUUCCUAAGUGACAAUCUUAUUUAAUGGCAUGAUUUAAGGAGUAUUUAGUUUUUAGUUAAACACACUUUGAGCGCAUUUCUCGAUGAGAAAACUGUAAAAAGCGUGAAACAUCUGAGGUUUCAGUCCUCCAAGCCAACCAUGAAAGAAUGGUAUAUUAUAGAAAUUUAUUAACUAUAAACUAUUCGAUAAAAUAGCACAAAAUAUCGGACGAAAGUGCUUCAAAUUUGAUUGUGAAGCGCAUAAAGUUUUAUUGAGCCAUUAACAAAUAGUGCCAUUUUUGGUGUAUUUUACAAUAUUAUUCAUGUUUAUACAUCUUUUUCCCUUUCUAUUGUCUCAUAAGAGUAUAAUGUGGAAAUUAUGCAAAGAAUUUUACGAAUUUUGCAAAGGAUUUUUGAGAAAAUUAAUGUACUUUCACCUUUGAACCGGUAAAUUUACCACUUAACCGAUUUGUGUCUCGGCUAACUUAAGAGAUUAUGUGAGAAAUAGCUGGAAAUUUUUGUGUAAUUUUGUCUAUACAAACAGUAUUAUUUUGUCCACGAAUCACCACAUCAUCAAUGUGUAUAAUAUUCCCAUAGAAAAUCCACAGCGAUUGAAUAUCAUUAUUUACCAGUAUUUUAUAUCGAAAGAAUAUCGCACCGAAUAAGUAAUCUUCCAAGAAUGAAUUGAUGAAAACCACUUCCUGCAAGAGACUUUUAAAACAAGAGGUUUUUUGACAACAUUUUUUUACAAUCGCGUGAAUGAUUGAUAAGUAAACUGCAAAAAGAAGCACAUAAAGGAAACGAAAAGAAUGUAACGUUAAAUGUGUAAUAUGUAAAUAUACAUAAAAAUCAAUCGACAGACACACAAGUAAAAUAUUCCCUAAAUAUAAAGAUGUAACAUUGAAAAGUGUAAGAAUUGCAUGAAAUAUUUUACUACGCCAGAAUACACAUAAAUUUUUCCAACAUUUUUGCCACAAAAGAGAAAUUUUCACGUGAAUUUAGAAGGGGAUUUUUCAGUGCACAUGAAAUAUUUUCUAUGAAAAAAAGAGGGACUAAAAAUAACAUGAAGAAUAUAAUGAAUAUUUCAAUUUGCUUAAUUGGUAUUGAAAGAAUAUAAUUUUGGGCAUUUAUGUUCUUCUAUAAAUAUGAUAUAAAGGAGAAAAAUUCAUGGAAACGCGCUAUAAAAUAUAAUUAUAUUGAACUUAUUUCGAAAUGGCGUUUUAAAAAUGGGACGAAAAAGUGAAAUGACAAAGAUGUUUUAUAAUUUGAACUUCAU
Molecule: messenger RNA, 6282 nt
Organism: Phlebotomus argentipes
Lineage: Eukaryota; Metazoa; Arthropoda; Insecta; Diptera; Psychodidae
Gene: fra
Product: neogenin
Exons: 14
Coding region: 94-4491 (1465 amino acids)
Biological process (GO): cell-cell adhesion
Cellular component (GO): membrane
Molecular function (GO): protein binding
Source: RefSeq, a predicted model, not a curated record